GUGUGCGCGCGUGUGUGCAAACGCAAAGAGGCAGAGGAGGAGAAAGAGCGUGAGAGACAGAGAGAGAGAGAGAGAGAGAGAGAGAGAGAGAGAGAGAAAAAAGGGAUAGAAGUAUCGAAGAGGCCACCGGCCGACUUCGGUGCAGGACAAGACGCGACCCGAUGUCGGGAGCGGGUCGCGACCCCGUGUCGACCCGCGGUCGUCCUCGUCCUCGCUUUCGCCCUUGCGCGACGUCGUCGUCGUCGUCGUCGUCGCCACCGUGCGCCGUAAGAUCAACAGCAGCAGGACGCUCAGCGCGUAAAUGUGCCCCCGUGCGCGCCCAUGUGCUGCACCUCCUACUACUCUGCCCGCUGCCCCUGCGUCGUGCCCUGUAAACCCGGAGCACACCACCACCCCCGACUAGCACGCCCGCAUUCGCGCGCACCUCGUACCCGCGAACAUGGCCAAGAUCCUCAACAAGGACCCCGUCACGUACGAGAAGGAGAGGGACAACUUCCUCAAGGACCUCCGCCACUUCCACGAGACCCGAGGGACUCUCUUCAAGAAGACUCCGAAGAUAAAUGGGAAGGAUAUAGAUCUGUAUUUGCUAUAUGUGGUGGUAACCGCUCAUGGAGGAUGGAUUAAGGUCAAUACCAGAAACGAGUGGGCGUCGUUGUGCGAACAAUUUCACCUGCCUGGCGGUUGCAUCAACAGCGGAGUCGGCCUUAAACAAAUUUAUCUUCGAUAUCUGGACAGGUACGAGAAAGUCCACUUCCUAGGCGAGGAUGGUCAACAGGCCGACGACGACGAUGAGGACUCGAGGCAUCGGAAAUGGUCGGCCAGAGCACUGCACUCCGUUCCUCUCACUUAUAACCAUCACCAACAUAACAUUGCAGAAUCUCUGCGCGAUUACAAUGGGCUCUCGGCGGAUCUUUACAAGUCCUCGAAUUACGAUAAGCUUGCGCUGUCACUCUUGUCGCCGCUGCCGAACGAGCAGGAUUUCGCCAUCAAUGUUUGCACCCUCUUGUCGAACGAGGGUAAGCACACCCUACGGCUCGACAAGUAUCCUCGUCUGGUGAACAUCCUCCUGGCGCACGCCGGUGUCUUUGACUCGCCUGGCACGCGACAACUCUUCAUCGAGGUGUACUCGCGCGUCCGUAACUAUUCUAUCAAUUCCUUCUGGUCGGACGUGCUCGAUUCCCAGGAUGUGAUAGACCUUACGAACGAGAGGACCUUUAUGAAGAAGCCGCCCACCAGCCUGCCGACGUUUUCCAGACGGAAGACUCUCGAGAAAGAGAAGCAGAAUAAGCAGGACGUCGCUGCGUUGACACCGGAGAACGAGGAACCCACGGCACCGAUCGAUGUCGAAGUGGUACCUCCGGAUUGCUCGCGACUAGACUCGCUUGUCUUGCACUCUGACGAGAACUUGAAAGAUCAGAACCAAAAUUCCAUAAAGUUCGAGGAGGAGGACAAGGAUCUGUUUUGUGUCGGUCGGACGUUAGGCACGCAGGAUCCAUAUGGGCAACGCGUGCUGCAGAUCGCGUCGAUCCUACGAAACCUCAGCUUCACGCCGGAAAACGCGACGAUAUUAGGCAGGAACCGGUGCUUCCUACGAUUCGUGCUAUUGUGCGUGAGAGCAAGGUGGAGCAAUCUGCAUCAGCUCGGCUUUGACAUACUAGGGAACAUAGCGAACGAAGUUAUUUUAAAGGAAGCCGGCGAAAGGAUAACGGACGUCAUCCUGACGUACGUGGCCAGGGGAAUCGAGUCCCAGGACAGGUUUAUCGUUAUAUCUUGCCUGGAGGUACUCAACAAGAUCAGCCAGCAAGACAGUAACGAAGAAAUUGUCACGUUUGGUCUGGCUGACAAUGUAUAUGAACUUAUAUGCAGAUUUCUAGCUCUAAGCGACAUAGCCCUCUUAGUGUAUACUCUGGAAUGUCUGUACGCUUUAACGUCGCUGGGUGAGAGACCAUGCACGAGCGUCGCGCGGGUCCGCGGUGCCAUCGAUACGUUGGUCGCUCUCGUCACUGUGGAGGCACAGAGUUACGGCCCAAAGGCUUGCAUUCUUAUGCGGGUGGUCGAGACGGUGUCCACAGUAGCGGCACAGCAGAACACCACAGGGCAAGUCCCCGCUGUUCCCGCCACUCCUGCCACGCCAGCCACAACGACCGCGUCCGCGGCCGCGUCCGCGUCCACUCCUCCGUCUACGCCGGCUGCGAUUACCACGACGCCGGCGCCUGCCAGUCCAGCGUCUUCUCGACCUACCACUCCCGCUACGACUUCAACCAAAUCGACAACGCACAAAGCGGUGGAGACAGCUAAUGCGAUUCAACAACAAAACGCGCAUCAGCAGAUUAUUCAAGAGAACGAACAGUUCGCUCUAAGCUGGGUGAAAACGACCUUCGAACUCGUACCCGGCGCACGCAUCGAACAGGAGGAAUUGUAUAAAAAAUAUCUCGGCUGCUGCACGAAAAUUGGUAGACGAGGCGUGAUAGCACCAUUGCAUUUUCCUAGAUGCGUCAGAUCCAUUUUCGGCAAUAUUGUGGGGCCGAAUCCGUUGAAGGGCGAAAAUACCGGUACCCAGUAUUACGAAGGCAUCCGAGUACGGGGCACACCCACGCCGAUCACUUAUCCGAGCCAAAUUACCACCGCCGUCGCGACUAAUACACUCCCGAUUGCGGCGGUCAACACUACUCCAGUAAAGGUGCUUCCUGUUCAACAGCGUACAGUCAAGAAUAUAAGUCCCGCACCCGAUAGCACGGCCGCUCCCCAGGUCGAUAGUCCCGCCGCGUCGUCCGGGACGCAAACGACCUCCACCCCCGCGUCUCCCAUCCUCAAGGCCCAAUUGUCCGCACCGCCGAAACCCCCGUCCAACAACACCUCGAGCCAGUCCCAAAAUCCAGUGACCAAGGUUGAUUCUAAAAGUCAGGUAUCAGUAUCGCAUCCGCAUCUGAGCCAAGCGUUGCUAGCGAGCGGCUCCCAAACGCCGCAGCAGCAGCAACCGCAGCCGCAACCGCAAUUACAAUGUGUCCAGGUAGUUGCUAAAGAAGAUAAUCGAAGUGGCACUACGUCGAGUUCCAUAAUAAAAAGCCUAUUGGCUACUAAGGUAACAGUCAGCAGCGACUGCAUGCCCAGUGCUGCUGCGACUUGUGUGUCUACCCCUACUGCCUGCGUAACAAACACUACUGCUAGCAUCGCAUCCAGCAUCAGUGCCAACCAGCUAAUAACCAGCAACCAGGUUGCCCAACGUCAACAACAACAAAGGUUACUACAGCAACAGAUGACGGGUGUGAUGCAGCCCGCUGCACCCGCGGCCACUCCGGCCACGGUACCCUCAAAGACUCCCGUCAACGUUAAGCAAAAACCGGCAAUCGCAUCCAUUCCUGCCAAAAAGAUACAAAGGCUCAACGGAGCCAAGUUUAUUGUGACUAAUAAUUGCGAGAAGACUGAAGUAAAUGAUAAUGACAAUGUCAACCAAAUUAUCACGUCCACGGGUACGGUGGUGAACUCGACUGAAAACCACAUAUCCUCCUCGCCGAAAGUCUGUCGUCCACCUCUGACGACGACGGUCAACGUCGCCACCGGUACACCGAACAAGACGAAUCAACGAGUGACGUGUACUUCCAUCGCCGAGGAUUCGGAUUCUACCAACAACUCUUUGGCGUCCAGCAGCGGCAUCGGCGGCAGCAGGGACUGUUCCUUCAGGGUGGGAGGGGAGGAGGAAAACAUGCCGACGAGUUUCGAAGGUAUCCUGCUUAACGGCGCGCCAGCGAGCAACAACAUGGACAUUGACGCGCAGGAUGACGGUUCGUCCAAGGACUCGUCGAGCGUGGGCUCAAAGGACAAGCCGUUGCAAAGCAUGAUGCUGGUGGACCUGCUCGAGAGGAAAGUCGACAAAGAACCGAUCCUAAACGGUGUACUGAACAAAAACUCGAUUAAUGAAAAAGAGAUGGAUUUGGUGGAGAAUCACAUCAAGAAAGUAUUAAAAGAAUCUCCCACCGAACUGAAGAUAAAGGCCGAGGUAGAGAGCGGUAAUGUUAUACAGAACGAAGUGUCGGAGGAUACUCUGAUUGAGGCGCCGCGAGGAAUCAAGAGAUCAGCCAGCGAAUCAGAUGAGCUAGAUAUCAAGAAGCCAAAGUAUUCCAACGGCACGAUGUCUCCGGAUCCAGCGGUCGACUCGACUACAGCGGAAUCUACGGUAUCGAGUAUAAAAUCCGAGGAGCAGGACGACGAUAAGGACAGCGAGAAAGCGACCGUUUCUUCCACUGCGGCGAAUCUCUAUGCCGCUCUCGCGGCGGAUUGUAUAGAAGAUGAGAUGGAUCUAGAAGAACAAGUGAACGUUAACAAGGACACGAUGAAAGAAACGCCGGCGACGGCACCAACGACCGCGACGGUAACGGUAACGGCGACGACGACGGCAACGGCAACGAUAUCAGCAACGGCGACAGCUACAGCAGCAGUGGCAGCGACGGCGACAGUAGCGAUGGCAACGAUGGCAACGACGGCAACGAUGGCGGUGGCAACGGCGACUCCGACCCUCUCUCUUCCUCCUCCUCCUCUUCACGUAAAGACGGAAGUGACGCCACUUCUUGUGAAAGAAGAUCCACCGACUCUGCACAUCAAGGAAGAACCUCACAUAUUCAUCAAUCAGAUCGCGAGUAUCAAUCAGUCGCAAGUACCAUCGCCGCAUCAACAACAGCAACUCAUAGUGACGGCACCUAGGCAGAUAGUCGUCCAGCAAACGAUCCCGUCGAGCAACCAGAUGAUUAUUCCUGCCACAACGGUGAAGGGCAGACCACCUCCUCCUCAACCGCAAGUGCUCCUUCAGCAAAGCGCAGGCGGGCAGCUGCAAUACGUGGUGUCGGGUGGAGUACCCGGUCAAAACUACGUAUUGGCACAGCCGCAGACGGCUCUGGUGCAGGGACAAGCGCAAACUGUUCUCGUGGCGCAGACGACGCAACAACAGGGGACCGGUACCAAGACAAUUAUCAUAUUGCAGCCGCAGGCCGCUGCGCAACCAACCCCGCAGAAGAUGGUGGCAGUGACGCCGCAGGGACAGCAGGUGGUCGUGACGCAAGUUCCUCGUCCAAUUCUGCAGAGUUCGGCGCUCAGCAACAUCCCGCCACCUCUUGUACCUACGUCCGCCACUAUCCCGCAGGCCUCUAUCAUAGUCAAUAGCUCGGCAAUGGCACAGACCAACCCGAACACAGUGACCGUUACGAUCCCAGCGAUGGCUCAACAAACUCCGGUGUCUACCAGCGUGCCGUCCAGGGUGGUGACGCCUACCCCGGCGUCUACGCCGCCGCCCACCAGGCCCACGACUCCGCAUCAGGCAGCGGCCACUCACGGUGUAUCCGCUGUCAAACCGUCACCUGUUACCAAAAUCGUCAAGACGGUGAGUUCGUCAACCUCUACCGAGCCGGAAUCGAAACCCUCUACGAGUCAACAGCAACAACAGCAGCAACAACAACCAUUGCAAGAAAAUAAAACCAUCACGAUCAAAAUUGAUCCCAAUGCUUACUUGUGCGAGUGGCGGGGCUGUCUUAGACAAUUUAAAACACCGCACGAAGUCUAUCUUCACGUUUGUGAGGCCCAUUGUCCGAGUGGUGGCGAGGAGAUACUAUGUUUGUGGGCGAGUUGCGAUGCCCUCAAGAGACGCAAGUUCUCGUUAAUGACGCAUCUCUACGAUAGGCACUGUAAUGCGGACACAAUGUCGAUGAGGAGGAAACAGUUGACGGUGACGGGUAAAACCGAAGUCUCCACGUCUACGCCUCCGACCCCACAUCAUCCCGGAUACGCACCCAACGCGGCAUUCCACGCUAUUAAACGGCAUGCUCUGGAAUUCGUUAAUCCUAAGGAGUUAAUGCAGCAAAGGCCGACCAAGCCCGCUGCAGCCACUUCAAGCUCUUCUUCCCCCAGACCUGGGCAAAAUUCUCCACCGGAACAGGAUGACAACGAAGGUCCAGUGACCAAAAGUAUUCGCCUAACGGCAGCUCUCAUUCUUAGGAACCUAGUCAUAUACUCAACACACGGUAGACGGCAUCUUAGAGCGUACGAACCCCACUUGGCAGGCGUGGCGUUAAGCAAUGUCGAAUCAUCGAGAACAAUCGCACAAGUCCUUUACGAUAUGAACGACCAGAGUAGCAGUAGCCAUCAUAGGUGACCUCUUGAAUCAGGCCUCUAAACGCUCUUUUUAAUCUCACGAGCAGCGAUCAACUUACAUUAUUUCGAAUUACGCGGGGAGAAAGCGAGUGUAUAAGUUUAUAAUCACUUGCUGUGCUAAUACAUGCCCAUGGAAGUAUGUACAUGCAUGUGUGCCUGCGUGAAGUGUGCCCAUGCAGUUUGAAGGACUCGAGAGAGGAAUGGUACCGAGAGAGGAUAAAUGUUCCAUAUAUAGAAAAAAAGAGGCCUAUAAACUUACUAGGCAAAUCAUUUUGCCAAUUUAGAUUAUGAUAUGAAUUGUAACUAUAGUGAAAUACGCGACACAAAGAAGACAGUUAGGUCAAAUAUGGAAAAGUGAUAACGAGUUUGCGAGAAAAAAUGAAAUAGAAAAAGUGUGUAUGUGUGAUAGAGAGCGAAAGAGAGAAAAAGAGCGAGUGAAUGAGUACGAAAAAAUGAACGAAUGAGAGAAAGAGAGAGAAAGAGAGGGAGAGAGAUGAUAUUUCAGAUUUAAUAUUAAUAUUUAUUUUCUCAACAAGAAACGUGGAAAAAGUGUUUUUAGUAAACGUGUACAAAAAAGAAACGAAGAUACUUUAUAGACGUUAUAGUUAAUUAUAAUCAAUAUAUUAUAAUUAAUAUUAUAUUCUAUUAUUAUUGUAUGUUUUUUUUCGUAAAUCACCAAGGACCUAGAAGGUAAAGCUAAAAAAAAGCGGAAUCUUUUUAUGAGAUGUAUUUGUUAGGAAUUUACGUUCUGCUUAUAAUUGCAUAUUGCAAUUACAUGGCUAUAUUAUCGUCUCUCUUUGUUUUAUUAUUAACUAAUCUAAUCUACUCGACAGAAAUUAGUAAGAUAUAACAGUACAUGCAUCGGCAUGCUAGGGAGUUCGUUAUUACAGCAGAACAUUCAUAUCACUGCAUAAAUCUAAUGACGUCUAGUUUAGAUCAGUUUUAGCUCGGUGACUCCUAGCCAUUCGACUUCUGCAAUGUGUCAGGAUACUUAGAAGAUUUUUUACGCUCGCUGAGUAAUGCAGCAUAUCGUUAGACAAAUUUAUAAAAUGACUUUGUCAUUAGCGUGACUUCCAAUCAAAAAAAUAUCUCGCAAAAACUCCCGAAAAAAUAUUGACAAAUUAACGAGUUACAAAUAAGUAGGCAAAUCUCAAACGAACGUUCUUUACGAUCUGGAUUUAAAAGGCCUAAGAUCUUAUAUAAUGAUCACAUUGAACUCCUUUUUUCUCUGAUUUUUAAUUCAAGAAUUUCAUUCGAUAUCCGUGCACGCAAUUAGAAUCGUAUUUUCUUUGUCAUUCUCGCGACAGAGCUUAGUUGGCUCUUGGCUGAUGCAAACGUAUCCAUACUUCGAACAUCUUAAUUGAACAUAAAUUGAUUGUAACAUUUACACAACAAUAGAUAUGAAAUUUGUUGAUAUAUCGUAUAAAAUGUAAUAUAAUCAUUGCAACGCAUAAUGACAAAGUUGUCUUUUGACUUAAUACUCUAACAUCGUUUACUUUUAAACAAAGUUUGCUCUGGAGGAUCGUAUAGCAUUUUUUUUAUAUUAUAUAGCGUACGUGGGAAAAGAGAAGGUACUAUCAAAAAUACUAAUUUUCUCCUAAACCAAAUCGAUUAAAAGAAUUGUCCAUUAUUCGCUGAAUUGAUAUGUAAUUUAUGUAAAAUGAUUAUUUUAUUUUGAAUGAUUUAAAGCGUUAAAGUGACAAGUAUUUUAUGUUCUCGGACGUCACUUCGCGAACGGCGUAGAUUGCAUUUAUCAUUUAAUUUAAUGUUUUUUUUUUUACACCACUACAUUGCAUAAAAAAAUAAGAAUAAGCUGAUCAUAUUAAAAUUAUAUAUGUAUAUAUACAUAUAUAUACAUACAUAUGCAUAUAUACAUAUAUAUAUAAAUAUAUAAAGAUAUAUACAUAUUUGUACAUAAUGCCUGUAUUUCAUUCAUGAUGUUAAAACCUCUGUGUAAAUUUCUUAAGAUUGUAAGUUCAAUGCGUCUUUAAGAGAAAACAAAGUAAAAGAUUCUUGUAUUAUAAUAGAUUGUGACAAGACAUAGAAGUUGCAAGAAAACGGAUUUUUGUAAUUAUUUAAACUGGUUCGGUGAAAAGAAAAAAAACAACAAGAGGAACGGUUUCGUCUUAUAUUACAAAACGGCCGUUUAAGAAUAGACAUAAAAGUAUGAUAAUGGACCCUGUGCGAGCCUCUAUUAUGUAUUUUAUAUAUAAAUAUAUAAAAACAAGUUUAAUAGCUGAACGUUUUUAGGAGGACGGAAAUCUUGUGAGAGGCUUUUUAUUUUUAUUAUUUGUAAUUAUACCUAGUUUACAUGUUCACCGUUUCGUACGAUCAUCGAGAUCAUAAAUAAACAUCUGUGUAAAGGAAUAAAAGAACGAUAUAAUAAAUUACUAAAUACGAAGGAGAA
Molecule: messenger RNA, 8545 nt
Organism: Solenopsis invicta (red fire ant)
Lineage: Eukaryota; Metazoa; Arthropoda; Insecta; Hymenoptera; Formicidae
Gene: Bap170
Product: AT-rich interactive domain-containing protein 2
Exons: 17
Coding region: 440-6139 (1899 amino acids)
Biological process (GO): regulation of DNA-templated transcription
Cellular component (GO): SWI/SNF superfamily-type complex
Molecular function (GO): DNA binding
Source: RefSeq, a predicted model, not a curated record